Messenger RNA from Cimex lectularius (bed bug), 1815 nucleotides. RefSeq names its product minor histocompatibility antigen H13. Bases 196 to 1350 code for a protein of 384 amino acids. Gene Ontology annotation, biological process: membrane protein proteolysis. Lineage: Eukaryota; Metazoa; Arthropoda; Insecta; Hemiptera; Cimicidae. Gene Ontology annotation, cellular component: lumenal side of endoplasmic reticulum membrane; membrane; cytoplasmic side of endoplasmic reticulum membrane. The transcript is spliced from 8 exons. Gene Ontology annotation, molecular function: aspartic endopeptidase activity, intramembrane cleaving. The record is from RefSeq and is a predicted model, not a curated record.
UUUCCAGUCAGUUCCCCACCUUCUACUUCACUUUCUAUUUAGCUCCACCGCCGUCUGGCCACUUCCUUUAAUUUCGACUCCGUUCCAACUCUGCCGAGUCGGAGUCCCGUCGAUUCUUCGCUCGUCGAGUAAAUUAACCACGUGGUUUUCUACCUAUUUCAGUUCGACAGUCAUUCAGCCCUUUUAAAGAAGAAAAUGGCAGAACUUUUACAAAAAAUAUUCAAAGAGAACGUAAGCGAAAAUGCUACAGAAGCCGUCAAAAGGAUCCCGGCCACAAAAGAAGGUGUCACAGUCGCCUAUACCAGCCUCGUCGUCAUGGCCCUUCUUCCAGUAUUUUUCGGUUCCAUCCGUUCAGUUAAAUAUCACAAGGAGCAGAAACAGCACCACAAGGAAACUGGAGGGAAGCCAGAUACGAUGACAGAGAAAGAUGCUGCGAUGUUUCCAUUUCUAGCCAGUGCUGCGUUAUUUGGUCUCUAUAUUUUCUUUGAGAUUUUUUCCAAGGAGUACAUAAACAUUCUUUUAACUGCGUAUUUCUUUGUUUUGGGCGUUAUGUCUCUCUGUCAUCUCUCAAGCUCUGUUGUGACGUCCUUGGUUCCAUCUGCUGUUCCCAAUAUACCAUUCCAUAUGAAGUUCACUAGAGGAAAAGGGAAUCAUACGAAAGUGUUAAUCAAUUACGAAUUUACUACUUAUGACAUUGUAUGUCUUGUAAUUUGUUCAUUGGUUGGAGCAUGGUAUAUUGUCAAGAAGCAUUGGAUUGUUAAUAAUCUUUUUGGGAUUGCAUUUGCAAUAAAUGGAGUCGAGCUUCUUCAUUUAAAUAAUGUUGUCACUGGUUGUAUUUUAUUGAGUGGCUUAUUUGUCUAUGAUGUAUUUUGGGUAUUUGGAACCAACGUUAUGGUGACCGUGGCAAGAUCGUUUGAAGCUCCAAUUAAACUGGUGUUCCCUCAAGACAUUCUUGAAAAAGGCCUUACUGCUGACAACUUUGCAAUGCUCGGACUUGGAGACAUAGUGAUUCCUGGGAUAUUUAUUGCUUUACUUCUGCGUUUUGAUAACAGCCUCAACAGAAACACUAAAACAUACUUCUAUUCCACAUUAACUGCAUAUUUCUUAGGAUUGGUUGCAACGAUUUUAGUAAUGCAUGUUUUUAGCCAUCCACAGCCAGCACUUCUUUAUCUUGUACCUGCCUGCCUUGGAACACCAAUUCUAAUAGCAUUAGUAAGGGGAGACAUAAAUGCUCUGUUUCAAUAUGAAGACCACCCAAGUAAAGAUUCUACUGAAUCCAAGAAAACUAGUAGUUCUGGCAGUUCAAACCAACAUGGAAAAGUUUCUCCAAAAUCCAAGAAAAAUAAGUAAAAUUUUCUGAAUUUGUUCGUACUAUUAAUAGUUGUCAACUAUUUUUAUAAAUUCAAGGUUUUUGUGCCUACAAAACAAUCAGGUGCUGCUAUUUAAAUAGUUUGUACAAUUUCAUCAAAAUUAAAUCGUUAUAUACCAAAAGUUCAGGUGUUUUGAGGAAAUCAUUUGCAUUGUUUAAAUAAUGCUAUGGUUUUAAUUAAUAUUAUUUUUUUAAAUAAAAUAAUUCACAUUUUGUUAUUUGUAGUAGUAAAAUUUAUGUAGGGUAUUUACUAAAGUCUUCCAUUUCUUUUGCAACACUUCAACAAAUCAUAAAUUAGUUUGCUUUAUUUAUAAAACUAUGCAUUUGUGUCAUACAUAUUAUAAUGAUGAUUUUUGCUUUAAAACAAUCGGGAAAAGAUGUGCAGCUGUUGUCAAUCAAUACAUUAUAUAGCUAAGUACCAUAUUUAAUAAAAUAUUUGCUUUCUA